This is a messenger RNA of Neurospora tetraspora, 1409 nucleotides long. Its product is annotated as putative pyridoxine biosynthesis protein pdx-1. Lineage: Eukaryota; Fungi; Ascomycota; Sordariomycetes; Sordariales; Sordariaceae. The transcript has a single exon. Gene Ontology annotation, molecular function: amine-lyase activity. The record is from RefSeq and is a predicted model, not a curated record. Gene Ontology annotation, biological process: pyridoxine biosynthetic process; pyridoxal 5'-phosphate biosynthetic process; amino acid metabolic process. Bases 210 to 1133 code for a protein of 307 amino acids.
AUGUCAUUGCGCUUCAAAAAGUCUAUUUCCACGACCUGUGACCGUGACCAGUUGCUGUGAUAGAAACAAAACAUCAAGAAACAAAGCCUUGGUCGUGAACCUGAUCGAGUCUCAUCAACCAAAUUCUUCACUCUUACCUUUACCACAUCUCUCACCUUGCGAGCUUGCGCGUUACACAUCUUACCUCACAAACAAACAUCACACUCAAAAUGGCCUCCACAUCCACCACCAACGGCGACGACUUCCUCGUCAAAGCCGGUCUCGCCCAAAUGCUCAAAGGCGGCGUGAUCAUGGACGUGACCACCCCCGCCGAGGCUCGCAUCGCCGAAGAAGCCGGCGCCUGCGCCGUCAUGGCUCUCGAGCGCAUCCCCUCGGACAUCCGCGCCGCCGGCGGCGUCGCCCGCAUGUCCAACCCUUCCAUGAUCAAGGAGAUCCAAGCCGCGGUCACCAUCCCCGUCAUGGCCAAGGCGCGCAUCGGCCACGUGGUCGAGUGCCGCAUUCUCGAGCAGCUGGGCGUCGACUACGUCGACGAGAGCGAGGUGUUGACUCCGGCCGAUGACCAGUUCCAUGUCCAGAAGGACGGGUUCAAGAUUCCGUUUGUUUGCGGGUGCAGGAACUUGGGCGAGGCGCUCAGGAGAAUCAAGGAGGGCGCGGCCAUGAUUCGGACCAAGGGCGAGGCCGGCACUGGAGAUGUCGUCGAGGCGGUGAAGCAUAUCAGGACGGUCAACGCGGAGAUUGCCCAGGCUAAGGCGGCGCUGGCGAGUGGCGGCGAGCUGGCGGUGGCGAAGAUGGCGAGGGAGAUUGGGGCCGAUGUUGAGUUGCUUAAGAAGACGGCGGAGCUGGGCAGACUGCCGGUGGUCAACUUUGCGGCGGGCGGUGUGGCGACGCCGGCGGAUGCGGCGCUCAUGAUGGAAUUUGGGUGCGAUGGUGUUUUUGUGGGUAGUGGUAUCUUUAAGGAUGCGAAGACUCCUGAACAUGCGCUGCAGAGGGCGAGGGCGAUUGUUAAGGCCGUGGCUCACUGGAAUGAUUAUGGUGCGUUGGUGGAGGCGUGCAUUGAGCAUGGCGAGGCUAUGAAGGGUAUUAGCAACGCGGGUAUGAAGCCGGAGGAGAGAAUGGCUGGAAGGGGUUGGUAGAGAGUGGAAGGAUGUGGUGUUGUUGAUGGCAUGUUUGGUGUGAUAUAAAAGCACAGUUAAAAGGGGGUUCGGAACGGCACCCGGGAGAUGGUUUGAGUUGCAACCCUGAGGAGCUUCCGCCGUUAGUUACACGUUAUGAAUGUGACGAGAUAUUUGUUGUAGCCAUGGCUCUAUUACCUACCGUAAAAAGUCGGGAAAAUACCUACGGAUUUCAGGCGUGCAGAAAAUUCCCUUUCUGUGCCACAUAUCUGUCGUGUCCAAGCAGUCAGAGCUGCU